Messenger RNA from Aspergillus oryzae RIB40, 420 nucleotides. RefSeq lists its product as uncharacterized. NCBI's taxonomy places the organism in Eukaryota, Fungi, Ascomycota, Eurotiomycetes, Eurotiales, Aspergillaceae. The transcript has 2 exons. The record is from RefSeq and is a predicted model, not a curated record. Bases 1 to 420 code for a protein of 139 amino acids.
AUGGGUGUUCUAGAAGACAAGCUAAACAAGGCCUCUCGCCCAAUCCCAGCCGGUCUAAUUAGCUAUCAACAAGGUCAAAGGCGAUGGAUAAUCGCUUGGCUUUUCUUCCCUGCAUUUGCAUUUCUAAUCGGAGGCCCAAAACAGCAACAAAGUCUCUAUUAUGGGAGACCCCGAUCAUUAGGCUUCAUACUUCUCCAGAAGCUCAUCGGCUCCAGUGUAGAAAGCUUUCCCCCUGAAGCUCCUCUCACUACAUUCUCUCACGAUAUUUUGUUCAUUUUCUUCGUCACGACAACCCCUAUACAAGAAUUUCAUGAUGUCAUGGGGGAUCAACAAGCCGGUCGUCGAACUUUACCACCCAUCCUCUCUACGAAACAACUGGAUAUGCUACGGAAAGUAACAGCCUUGAUUAUUUUGGUGUAA